AUGCUUGCAGUUACUUCUCGCCGCUUUUUUCAACUCUCAAGUGUCGCAAUGGCAGCAACCAAUGUCUAUCAGUUCAAGGUGAAGGACGCCGACGAGAAGGAAGUUUCACUGGAUAAGUACAAGUGA
This is a messenger RNA of Haemonchus placei, 126 nucleotides long. Lineage: Eukaryota; Metazoa; Nematoda; Chromadorea; Rhabditida; Trichostrongylidae. The record is from the annotation of a GenBank genome assembly.